ACCGUGGGAAAGCUGGCUGGGGCUGCGCAGCCGGCUCGGCACGGCUCAGCCAGCCCUCCCGCGGCUCUUCUGCAAGCAAGCGCGGUUCGUGGAGCCGCCGGGAGCUUUCUGUCCCCAUCUGGACAGCCCCAGGAUGCAGCCGGAGCCGUGGAGCCGGUGCGUGGCUUUUGUUCGCUCGUCCUCCCCGCGACGGAGCCCCGCGUGCGGGGGCGCGAUGCCGGCGCACAAAUAAAGCAGCUCGUGGCCCGCCUGCAGGCUGAAUAACCCGUGGGGAUGCUCGUGUGGCGUGUGGGCUGCCUCCAAGCCCCCAGGACCAGAGGCUGACUCGAAGCCGGCAUGUCGAACCCCCCGGCCCCUGCUCGGUGAGCGAUGCCUGGAGCUGCCCACCCUGCCCUUCGCCUUGCUUCUUUCUCCCGGUGAGACCGGGAUGAGGAUGCUGCAAAAAUCCAGCCUGGAGCUGAAGCCCAGAGGUGUUUUGCAGUGAGACGAGGCACGUAAGAGCCUAACCGACCCCCAGCUCCCCAAAUCUCAGCACUCAGCGAGUGUCGAGCUCCUGGCCUGCCGGCUGGUGACGCAGGCUGCCAUGGAAGAGGGCACGUUCAGCGUGCAGCAGAUACAGCCCAACGUCAUCUCGGUGAGGCUCUUCAAACGCAAAGUGGGGGGCCUGGGCUUCCUGGUGAAGGAGCGCGUCAGCAAGCCGCCCGUCAUCGUCUCCGACCUGAUCCGGGGAGGAGCCGCCGAGCAGAGCGGCCUCAUCCAGGCUGGGGACAUCAUUUUAGCCGUCAAUGGCAGGCCCCUGGUGGACGUGAGCUAUGAGGCUGCGCUGGAGAUACUGAGAAGCAUCGCCUCCGAGACCUACGUGGUCCUCAUCCUGCGGGGCCCCGAGGGCUUCACCACGCACCUGGAGACCACUUUCACCGGCGACGGGACGCCGAAAACCAUCCGUGUCACCAGACCCCUGUGCCCGACGCCGAAAGGGGUCGACCUAUCCAACCCAAACCUCCAGGGCAAGGAGCAGCCACUGCCAGCAGCCGCCCGCACCAUGGGCUCCCUGUGGGCCAGGGAGACGGGGCGAGAGGAGCCGAUGGUCCACGUGAACGGCGUCGUUCCCAGCCCCAAGGGGCAGGACGGUGGCAAGGGGAAGGACAGUGCCUGCAGCCACCUGUGCCUCAACGGCGGCGUGGAAGACAACGAGCUGCUCAAGGAGAUCGAGCCCGUCCUGGAUCUCCUGAAGAGCAGCAGUAAGGACGGCGAUGGAGAUGCGCCCUGCAAGGUAGAGACAAGAGAUAUAGAAGUCCAGGUAGACUGUUUCAGGGAAGGGGAAAACAAGCUGCAGAAAGCCUUGCCGGCUCGGAUGGAGAACGACCGUGUUGUGGGUGACCUGUGGGGGAAGAGCAACGCGCCCGUGGUCCUCAACAACCCCUACUCCGAAGCGGAGCAGCCGCCGCCGUCGGGGCGGCAGUCCCCGACCAAGAGCGCGGUGAACGGGAGCCCUUCCAAGUGCCCGCGGUUCGUCAAAAUCAAGAACUGGGAGACGGGCGCCGUGCUUCACGACACUCUGCACCUCAAGACGGCGAUGACCACUGCGUGCACCGAGCAGAUCUGCAUGGGCUCCGUAAUGACCCCCAGCCAGCACGUCCGCAAGUCAGAGGAUACCAGGACGAAAGAGGAGGUGCUCCUCUUGGCUAAGGACUUCAUUGACCAGUACUACUCCUCCAUAAAGAGAUCUGGCUCCAAGGCGCAUAUGGAAAGGCUGGAGGAGGUGACCAAGGAGAUUGAAGCCACCGACACCUACCAGCUGCGGGACACGGAGCUGAUCUACGGAGCAAAGCACGCCUGGCGAAACGCAGCCCGCUGCGUGGGCAGGAUUCAGUGGUCCAAGCUGCAGGUGUUUGAUGCCCGAGACUGCACCACAGCCCACGGGAUGUUCAAUUACAUCUGCAACCACAUCAAAUAUGCCACCAACAAAGGGAACCUCAGAUCUGCCAUCACCAUCUUCCCGCAGCGGACAGACAGCAAGCACGACUUCCGCAUCUGGAACGCGCAGCUCAUCCGCUACGCCGGCUACAAGCAGCCCGACGGCUCCAUCCUCGGAGACCCUGCCAACGUGGAGCUGACAGAGAUCUGCAUCCAGCAAGGUUGGAAGGCACCGCACGGGCGCUUUGACAUCCUGCCCCUGCUCCUCCAAGCCAACGGCAACGACCCCGAGCUCUUUGAAAUCCCCCCCGAGCUCGUGCUGGAAGUGCCCAUCCGGCAUCCCAAGUUUGAAUGGUUUAAGGAGCUGGGCCUGAAGUGGUACGGUUUGCCAGCCGUGUCCAACAUGCUCCUCGAGAUCGGCGGCUUGGAGUUCUCCGCCUGCCCCUUCAGCGGCUGGUACAUGGGCACAGAGAUCGGGGUCCGGGACUACUGUGACAACUCUCGCUACAACAUUCUGGAGCAAGUGGCCAAGAAAAUGAAUCUGGAUAUGAGGAAAACCUCCUCGCUGUGGAAGGACCAAGCCCUGGUGGAGAUCAACAUCGCCGUGCUGUACAGCUUCCAGAGCGACAAGGUGACCAUCGUGGAUCACCACUCGGCCACCGAGUCCUUCAUCAAGCACAUGGAGAACGAGUACCGGUGCCGCGGGGGCUGCCCUGCCGACUGGGUGUGGAUCGUCCCGCCGAUGUCGGGCAGCAUCACCCCCGUCUUCCAUCAGGAGAUGCUCAACUACCGUCUCACACCCUCCUUCGAGUACCAGCCGGACCCCUGGAACACCCACGUCUGGAAAGGGGUCAACGGGACGCCCACCAAGAAGAGGGCCAUUGGCUUUAAGAAGUUAGCAAAAGCUGUGAAGUUCUCAGCCAAGCUGAUGGGACAGGCCAUGGCCAAGAGGGUGAAAGCCACCAUCCUGUACGCCACGGAAACGGGGAAGUCACAGGUCUACGCUAAAACCCUCUGCGAAAUCUUCAAGCACGCUUUCGAUGCCAAGGUGAUGUCCAUGGACGAGUACGACAUCGUGCACCUGGAGCAUGAAACCAUGGUCCUGGUGGUCACCAGCACCUUUGGCAAUGGAGACCCACCUGAGAACGGGGAGAAAUUUGGCUGUGCGCUUAUGGAGAUGAAGAACCCCAACUCCAACCUGGAGGAGAGGAAGAGCUACAAGGUCCGUUUCAACAGCGUCUCCUCCUACUCGGACGCACGGAAAUCCUCGAGCGACGGCCCCGACUCCAGGGACAACUUCGAAAGCACGGGGCCCCUGGCAAAUGUCAGGUUCUCCGUCUUUGGACUGGGCUCGCGUGCUUACCCCCACUUCUGCGCCUUUGCCCGGGCGGUGGACACCCUCCUGGAGGAGCUGGGCGGGGAGCGCAUCCUCCGCAUGGGAGAAGGGGACGAGCUCUGCGGCCAGGAGGAGUCCUUCAGGACCUGGGCCAAGAAGGUCUUCAAGGCAGCGUGCGAUGUCUUCUGCGUGGGGGAUGACGUGAACAUCGAGAAGGCCAACAACUCCCUCAUCAGCAACGACCGCAGCUGGAAGAGGAGCAAAUUUCGCCUGACCUACGUGGCCGAGGCACCGGAGCUCACACAAGGGCUGUACAGCAUCCACAAAAAACGCGUCUACGCAGCCCGGCUGAUCACACGCCAGAACCUGCAGAGCCCCAAGUCCAGUCGCUCGACCAUUUUCCUGCGCCUCCACACCAACGGGCACCAGGAGCUGCAGUACCUGCCUGGGGACCACCUGGGCGUCUUUCCAGGGAACCACGAAGGCUUGGUCAAUGCCCUGAUCGACAGGCUUGAAGAUGCCCCCCCGGCCAACCAGCUGGUGAAGGUGGAGCUCCUGGAGGAGAGGAAUACAGCUCUGGGUGUCAUCAGUAACUGGACAGAUGAGAACCGAAUCCCACCGUGCACCAUCUUCCAGGCCUUUAAGUACUAUUUGGACAUCACCACCCCUCCCACCCCCCUGCUGCUGCAGCAGUUUGCUUUGUUGGCCACCAGUGACAAGGAGAAGAAACGUCUGCAGGUCCUCAGCAAGGGCUUGCAGGAGUACGAGGAGUGGAAGUGGUCCAAGAACCCAACCAUCGUGGAGGUGCUGGAGGAGUUCCCCUCGGUGCAGAUGCCCUCCACGCUGCUGCUCACGCAGCUGCCCCUGCUCCAGCCCCGCUACUACUCCAUCAGCUCCUCCCCGGAGAUGUACCCCGGCGAGGUGCACCUCACCGUGGCGGUGGUCUCGUACCGCACUAGAGAUGGAGAAGGCCCGAUCCACCACGGAGUCUGCUCCUCUUGGCUCAAUCGGAUACAGCCCGAGGAAGUAGUGCCCUGCUUCGUGAGGGGGGCUCCCAGUUUCCACCUGCCCCAGGACCCCCAGGUGCCCUGCAUCCUCAUCGGCCCCGGCACCGGCAUCGCCCCGUUCCGCAGCUUCUGGCAGCAGCGGCUUUUUGAAAUCCAGCACAAAGGCCUGAAGCCUUGUCCAAUGGUCUUGGUGUUUGGGUGCCGACAGUCCAGGAUCGACCACAUUUACAAAGAGGAGACGCUUUUUGCCAAAACCCAAGGUGUCUUCAGAGAGCUGUACACAGCCUACUCCCGGGAGCCGGACAAACCAAAGAAAUACGUGCAGGACGUGUUGCAGGAGCAGCUGGCCCAAACCGUGUACAAAGCACUGAAGGAGCAGGGAGGCCACAUCUACGUCUGCGGGGACGUCACCAUGGCUGGGGACGUCCUGAAGACCGUGCAGCGCAUCGUGAGGCAGCAGGGCCAGCUGUCGGUGGAGGAGGCGGGCGCCUUCAUCAGCAAGCUGCGGGAUGACAGCCGGUACCACGAGGAUAUUUUUGGAGUCACCCUGCGCACGUACGAAGUGACUAACCGCCUUAGAUCCGAGUCUAUUGCAUUCAUUGAGGAGAGCAAAAAAGAUACGGAUGAGGUUUUCUGCUCCUAACUGGACCCUUCGCCCCAAGGGGAUGCCCAAGCAGUCCCAGCACCUGCUGCCCCCUCCCGCCGGAGGGCUCUGGGUUUUGUAUUUCAUGGACACGGUGGCUCCUUUUCCGCGGGGAACUGCCCAUGGAAAGCGCUCUGUCUCUCGUCCUGUUGUUGUGUCCUGAUGAUGAUGAUGAUAAUUUUUAUUGCCUUUUCUUCCUCUUUCUCUUGCUCUCUCUCUCUCUUGUCCUGUGGCGGUUUCUUUUCACCCCCUUCCCUGGAUUUUCCCACUGAAGUAUGAUGGCUUUCUAAUCCGCAGUGGCUCUUAACAGAACUUCCCAUUUCCCCAUCCUCUCCUGAGGGCAUUUUGCAGCUGCAUGAAACCACCACCUUUGUGACCAUCUGCGUUUUAGUGUUUUGGGGGCAAGCAGAGGUGGCUGGGGCUGGGCGAUAGCUGGAUCUUGUUGCUUGACCUGAGCUGGGAUCAUUCCCUCAGCCCCGCUUUCCCCAGCUUAGCCCUUGGCUGAAUCCUUGCAUUUUCUUUGCUUUUUUUUUUUUUUUUUUUUUAAUUUUUUAAUUAUUUUGGACUUGUUCAGGCCUGGGCACACGCCCAAGGCUGGGGGCAGUCAAUGUGCCAUGUCCUCGUGCCUGUGGACUUUGUUCAUCCCCGAGCAGCCUGGGUGCAAAUGUUUUUGUGUUGAUCCAAAGGGUGGGACGUCUCCGAUUCACGUGUCACGGUUCCUCCUAAACGCCCCCCGUGCUAUGUUUGCCUCCUCCUCUGCUCCCCACCAGUCUCUCCUUUUGCUCAAUCCCCACUUCUGCUGGCAUGAAAGCCCUCCCGCAGGGGAGCAAGCACCGAACACACAGGCUGAUGUCUGUGCUGGGGAGAAACUCACGGCAAUGACUGCUGCUUGGCCAGGCUGUCCUCUGAGAGGCUUUGCAGGAGAUGCGCGACCUGCUGCCGUGACGCUGGGGGGAGAGGAUCAGGGACCGGCUGCAUCCUAGAGCUUUGCACGCUGUGAACGCUUGAACCCUCUCCCAGGUGAGACUGGAAAGCCACCAGGCUGGGAGAGAAGCAGCUCCAACCCCGGGUGCAGGAGGCACCUCCCGGUGACGGAUUCUCUUGGGAAGGCAGCGCUCGGAGGGCUACAGAGGCUCCCAUCGCCUGGUCCCGACCGAGGGCUCUUGGCAGCCUGGAGAGCAUCGCUUCCACCUUAGUGCAGGCUCACGAGCAGCUCUGGGACAGCAGACCCCAACCCCAUCCAUGGCUUCGGGAGCAGAAAGUGCCAGCAGGGAGCAACCUACUUGCCAAAAGAAACACGCGGCACCUUGGUGGCAAAGCCCGUCCCCUCUCGCAGGCUCUGUCCCAGCGGCACGGGAUGUCUCGUGUGAGAAGGGAGGUGAGAGCAGCUGCAAAGCUGCUGCGUGACUCUGGGUCCUGCCGUGCUCACACCUCAGCCCGGCUGCAAAAGCCUGGCCCCACAAGCAAUGUGUUAACACCGUCGCGGGGAGCUAUCAGUCCCCUUAGCAGAGGAAAGCUGUCCGCAAGGUGAAGCACACGCGACCUUGUGCGUCCUUCCUCCCUCUCCUCCCUUCCUCCCCCUCGGGAAGGUUUUUGUCCUCCUUCUCUGCAGGGCACGGCUGCAGCCCCUGUUGGAAGCAGGGACACGGGGCUGGAGGUUGGAGCUGCUGUACCCCUGCUGUCCCCCCUCUGCUGCACUGUGCGCCGGCAUGGAGCAAAGCACCCACACCGGCGACAGCAGAGGGUUUGUCCGGGAGCUGUAACAAUGAGCUUUGCAGUCAGAGGGCAAGGAUUAGCUGCCCUAACACGAAUCCAGAACAAAAAGAGCUGCAGGAGGUUUGCUGCUCCCCCAGCCUCGUGGUGCAAGGUGCGCUGGCUCCCCUGGCAGCACAGAUGUCACACGCUCAGCCCCGUCUCCUCGUGCUGUCACCGCCUUCAUCAGCCUCAACUCCCUGGGUGCUCGGAGCAGCUCCAGCCCAAGAUCCCGGAGCUAAAGGCCAGCAGGUGCUGGAGAAUUCAAGAUCAAGGUCUCAGUUUUGCUGCUCCCUGCAGAGCACUUGGCAGGGCACGAAAUGCGAAGGAAUGCUGCCACGGUGUGGCCGCAGCCGAGCUCGUAGGGCUGGCAGGGCUGGGGCUGCAGCGAGGUGCAAGGCUGGGUUCGUGUCACCCCCUGGGGACUUCCUCACGGGGAGAUGAAAGCUGGACAGGAUGGGACAAAGGGCACCCCCUGACCUCCCCUGGGGGUUGUGCCCCAGCCCCAGGGCAGGCAGCAGGGCAGAGCGGGGUCCCUUUGGUGCUGGGAUGUGUGAAUUCGGGCAGAGGUCCUGCUGCUGGGAGCCAAAUCUUUGGCCCUGUGUACGUACAGCAAGGCUGGCCCUAACCCCCAGCCCUGUGACUGCAAAAACAGAACUAAAGACCAAAUUCAUGUCUCAUCCCUGCCUUUUGGGAAAAAUGAUUCUGGCUCUAGACGUCGUGCUCUGCUCCUCCUGUUAGUAGAAGCAGCAACGCAGCCUGAAAAAGAGCGAGUGCCCAAAGAAACGUCCUUGUCUUCGUCCUCUUUCUAGCUCAUCCUGCGUUGCUGGCAAUUAGGUUUUUCCUGUCCCGCCUUCUGCCUGUAUUGCUGGAACUUCUCACGUGGAAGUCCUAUUGCUGCUGCAGUCUGUGCCUGAGAUGAACUGGCAUGCUCUCCCUGCGCCCCAAAGCCUGCCAUCUCCGCCUCCCCGCUUCCACCCCAGAUGCCUGUGGGGACACCGGGCAGCACACGGCUGUGUGCCUUGCCUUCCGUGGGAUUUCCAACGGGGCAGGCAGCCAACGCCGGCUGGAGCUCAGCGGGCGUGGGGUAGGUGAGUCCCUUAGAGCCCUUUGGGAGGGAAAUGCCCUACAGAAGGACGGUGCUCCCUGCCACGAAGUCCAUGAGGUUUUAUGUCCCCAGGGCUCCAAGCUUCGUCCCUGCUCCCUCUGUCUCAGUAGGACUAUUUGCUCCUCGCAAGCCACACCACUGGGACUUCUGAUUGUUUUUCGUUGAGUCAGUCUCCGACGUCUUAACUCCCCCUUCAUCCCCCUAACCUGCAGGGGCUUCGCACUCCCCUCGCGCUUAAUUUUCUCCCACGGCGGAGGGGGAAAUAAACCUGUGGAUCUGCUUUAUCAUUCCGCAAAUGCGGCUCUUCCGCCGCUUGUCUAGACUCUGCUCGUCUCGGUGUGACACGUCUGACGCGUGGCUGCAGCCACAAUAUCUCCAGCAUGCAUAAAUGGCAGAGAGCGGGGUGGGCUCUGCCGAGGAUGGGUGCCCAGAGCUGCCCGGGGGCAUCACGCAUGGAGGAACCAAGCCCCUUGCACACUCAGCUCAUGAAUUCAUCACCCAUGGGUGCCUGCUGCACACCCAGGCUCCUGCACAGCCCCACGCGGCUCCUGCAGCACGGGGAUCCAGGACCUGAAGGACACCGGUCCUGCCCCAGUGCCCCAGUCCCUCUCCUGGAGGACAUCCGCCACCACUGCCCCUUUUGCAGCAGCUCAGCUCCUUUUCGCUCCCCAAGGAUUAAACACAAAGAGGCUCUUGUCCAAACAGGAGAUUGGAUUUUCAAGAUGUUACAAAGAUGCUAUGAGUUUUUUUGUUUUUGUUUUUUUUCUCAAAGGUUUUAAUUUGUAAGUUUUUCCCAUGUCCACAGAAAGCUGUGUACGAACUUGAAAACUCGUGGGAAACGGUUCUGUGUUUUCCCGACCUGCUGUGUCCACUAGCAGGGGAAAAUAAGUUGUUCAUUCAGUGCAAGGGUACCUGCUGCCUGUGUUGUUGAUGACUUCAAAGGUUUCAUCUCCCCAGAAGGACUGCUUGGGAGUCUGCUGCUCUUCUUUCUAUUGCUAUCUAUAAGAGACAGCGGGAAAAUAAUGAGACUUCUCCCAUCAGGAGCAGACUUGCAAAGACAACACCUCCGCGAUCAUUGCUGGGUAGACCUGAGCUCACUGCGCGGGAGGAACUGAGCCAGCUGCAGCCACACUGGCCAGAAAAAUGGGGUUUGAGUUUGGGCAGCCACGCUCCUUGCCCUGUCCUGGGCCUAUAAGUCCCCAGUGGUGGGCACGGGGCUCAGUCCAUGCUCCAAUCAGUCUGAGCCAAUGUAUCUGUGCAGGACUGGAAAAUUCACAGCUGUGUCCUGAGCAAACGAGACUGCACCAAUGCAGAAAAGGAGGUGAGACGAGGCAGGAGCCGUGUGUCCAGUCCAGCUCCAAGCACUCUGCUGGUUCCUUUGUUGGCAUGCGAUGCCUCUCGCCUGCCCUGAGCUCCCUCCACCACCUCCCUCUGGAGAUCUCUCCUCUCUCCUCCUCAGCCCUGCUGUUGUGCCCGAGAGGCGCAGGGAGCUGCUGGGCCAGGGCAGGACCUGGGGGUGGCGAUGGACUUGCAGUGCCUUGUGCUGGGAAGAGACCCUGGGGGUGCCCUCCGGUUCCUGCUUCCUCCAGAUCUGCUCCGAGCACACAGAGGCUGGGGGCUGAGAGGAACAGAUGCAUUCAUUUCACAAGAGACAUUCUCAGUGUGCAAAUUUCCCCCGGGAUAACCGAGAGCAAGCUGACAGCCCUGCUCAGCUGUGCUCUGCCAUUAACCUGCUGCUGCUGGGGCUUUGCGGAGGUUCAGAGGUGUUGCAGGGUUAGGUGUGGGUGCAGACCAGACACCACCUUCUGCACACACACUGCUCUGUGAACCUGCCACGGGCUGGAGACCACGUAUUUAUUGAGCUGCUUUGGGGGCUGUGUUUGUGCUGCAGCCACGGGGACCUGCACCAAGCCCGAGCCAAAGCUGCCGCCUCCCAGCACACUGUCACUGAAGCCAUUCCAGUCCUCUGAUUUAUACCUACAGGGAAGCUGCAGAGAGUUCCUGGCAUUUUUGGAAGGAAAAAUUCUAUGCUCAAAACUAAAUUUUGUUCCUGCCUUCACUGGGGACCAAUUCUCGGCUUCAGAAUUGCUCUGAUAACUUUGCAAUUGCUUUGAUCGUUCCAGAGGGGAGCGCAGUCCCUUUACAGAACAGAUGGAGACACGCUUUCAGGACCAUUCAACUUUGUUGUCGCUCUGUCUUUUGUUAGAACAAUUUCUGCUAUAAUGGGAGGAGCAAAAUUUGGCCAGUGCUGAAUGCUCUUGAAAACUGUAUUCCCGAACUCGGACAAAGUCUGCCCAGCGUCCGAGUCCUCCCAGGUACAAAAUGCCCUCCACAACCACCGGCUUUCUGUGGCGCUGGGGAUGUUCAGCAGCUUGCAGGAUAAGGCUUUCACAGCAGCAGCAGCAGCAAUUUCAUGACGGCAGUGUUUUCGCGUGUGUCGAUCUGCACUUGCACUUGCCUGCAAUGCAUGACUCUAGUACUCCAUUUGAAAUCUACCCUUGACGGGGAGAUCUGAGCUCUAGCUUCUUCCAUAUGGCCAUGUGUAUUUAAUAGGAAUUCAGGGGAGCUGGAGAAAGCUAAUGAGAUUGCUGCUUUAAAGCACUUGGUUCCAGAAGUAAAAUAGAUCUUACCAGAGGUUGAAAUUGGCUUGAUUCUGGCAUGGCUACAAGGGCAACUCAUGAAAGAUUUAAGCACUGUAAUGCAGUCUUACCUUUUUCCUGCUGUGUCAGGAAUAAAGCAGGCUGGAAAGUCUUGGCUUCCACCCCUACAGAUGUUGCCAGUGAAGUCUGUGAUGGAAGUUUGAGCCAUCAGAACGAUAGGGGGAAAAACCAACAACAGCAACAAAACCAGACUGAGAGUUCAUAGCUGAGCAGCCGUGGCUUGUUUACCAGUGAGGGCACCUCACUGCGAGGGCUGCUGUUUCCCUGCCUACUCAUUCAUGUACCUACCUGGCCUGAUUUCAGGAUGGAAGGAGGGAGGAAACACUUCAAAAGCAAGAAAAAUGGAUGUGUGAGCCUUGCCCUCAGCAUCUCUCAUUUAACAGGAGCUGGCAGGCCAAGGCUUUGCAGCCACUCUUCAUUGCCAGGGCAGGGAAGUGGGGAAGACACCGGGGGUUUCUCUGGGACCUGCAGGAGCCAAGGCUUGCAGAAGUAUUUCUGGGGCUGAGGAGUGCAGUACAGAGCUGAGCCGCAGGUGUUCUUCUGCAUGGCCUGACUGCAGUGUUGGGACACGGCUCUCUGUAGAGCUGGUUCAGAAAUCUGCCAGUGAAUAAUGCUGGACAAAGUGGUUUUCUUCUGGGGGCAUUCUUAGUACUUCAAAAAUAAAAAGAUGAGAUACUUAAAAAGUCAACCUAAAAGACCAACUGAUUUGGGGGCUUCUUUUUGUUGCUUUGUUUUCAUGUGUUGGCUUUGAGUGGGGAAAGCAAAAGAAUGUAAAUCAAAAAAAUUUUUGGAUGAAAUUGAGUAUUUUAUCCCCACAAUAAUUGCUAAUGGAGAUUUUAUAAUAUUCCACAGGCAACACAACUGCCUUAAUACAUAUUCAGCUCCAACAAGAGGCAUUAGUACUGCUUGCUGACAACCCUGUUUUUUAUUUUUCUCUUGUGUGAUCAUGGUAUGGAAUCAUGUCUUAAGAAGAUACACUUUACAGAACCCAACAGGAUGGCCAGAAAUAGAUGUUUCAGAAUCUUCCUGUGCCCAGCAUCGAAGUGAUGGCUUCAAAGCCAAUGAAAUUCAAUGCAAGAUGUCUGCUUUGCUAGAAUUCUAUAAAACAGCUGUAUGUCCAGAAUGCCCAAGGUUAAAUGUGCUCUGCUGCCUUGAGAUGCCUUCAGAAACCCUGGGAUCUAUAUGCUAAAAAGAGCUUGAGAACAGGUUCCUUAGUCUGUAGCAACAUCCCAAGUUGUUCUAGAUUGUACACAAUUCCCCAGGCGGUAGAUGAAUAGAGUGAGAUGACUUUCAGCCAGGACUCAUUGCUUUUUAGAUUGCAUGUAGUUAGAAACAUGAGUUCUGCCAGCCACCCAGGGAACUUGAUAUUCAGUGCCAAUUAAUUUUUGUAAUAGGAACAGGGAUUUAUUCCCUUGAUUUCCUUAGGCACCUUUGAAAAGCAUAAGCAUCAAAGGUUGGUUUGUAGGUGUUUUGUUUUUGUUUUGUUUUGUUUUGUUUUUCUGGUGGCCUUUUUCCUGAAGAGCAGUGGUUCCAAGCUGAGAAAGGAGACCACUCUGUGAAGGUAGGAGCUUUGGGGCAGGCAACUCCCAAGAUUUCCACUGCAGAGGUUUUCUAAACUCUUCAGACGUGGGUAAAUUCUGCUCUGCUAGAUGGGACUCCAAUUUCUCUUUACUCUCUGGUCCUCCUGCUCCUUCCUCCCUCCCCUGAGCGCCUCCUCAUGUCACUGUGCCUUCAUUUGGUUUGUAAAGUGAUGCCAUGAUUUAAGACUGGCACAUUGACUUCACUCUCACUUCCCAUCCCAUAAGACAGGUAUGUGUGGAGGGGGGUGUUUAUUUUGUAAACGUGCUUCUCAUGUGAUUCUAAGGUAGGUUUCUUCUGAGGAGUGAAGGGGUGGGGACAGUGGGAGCAGGGAUGAGCCGGUGUUGUAUUUGAUCAUACCAGUGCUUUAAGCGGUCAGAAACAUGGUUUUCCCCUACCUCUGAGCUCUCGAUGCUGCUAAAAUCUCUGCCAUUCGUACAAUGUACUCCAGCCCCCUCUCUCGGACUGACUCUGGCUCUGUUUGCAAGAUAUCCACAUUGUUCUAAAGCAUGCACCUCUUUCUGUAUAGUUCCGAUCUUCUGAUUUUAUGGAAUACUUAUGCCUGUUUGCAUUACAGUCAAAAUAAAAAAGUGAACUAAAAUACA
Messenger RNA from Anas platyrhynchos (mallard), 12606 nucleotides. Lineage: Eukaryota; Metazoa; Chordata; Aves; Anseriformes; Anatidae. The record is from RefSeq and is a predicted model, not a curated record.